CUAUUUUUGUUGUUGUUUUUGCAGUUUGCCUGGGGUCGGGUUCGAACUCGCGACCCUCAGUAUGUGGAGCCGGCGCCCUACCCACUGAGCCACAGGCGCCGCCCGUGUUUUGUUUUUAAAAAUCCACCGAGUGCCAAAAGAACACAGAGGACGCCGCGACUACGCUGUUUUCUGGAGCCCUGCACAACAUUUUGAAUAUUCUCAUUGUCUUCAAGCCAGAAAGGAAAUGGAGGAUGGGAAGAGAAGAAAAAAGAGAUUAUUAGGUUCCUGCAAGCUAUUCGGGAGCUGAUCAAGAUUUCAAGCUAAAGAUGGUGGUGAUGAACAGCCUGAGGGUCAUUCUUCAAGCAGCUCCACACAAAUUGCUGUGGAGAAAGUUCCAGAUUCUGAGGUGCAUGCCAGCAAGGCUCUGCAGCCUCUAUACUUGCACUUACAAAACCCGGAAUCGAGCCUUGCAUCCACUCUGGGAGAGCACAGACCUGGUUCCUGCAGGUGAUCGACAGUCACCUAUCAACAUCCGGUGGAGAGACAGUGUUUAUGAUCCUGGCUUAAAACCACUCACCAUUUCUUAUGACCCAAACACUUGCCUCCACAUCUGGAAUAAUGGGUACUCUUUCCUCGUGGAAUUUGAAGAUUCUACAGAUAAAUCAGUGAUCAAGGGAGGACCCCUGGAGCACAAGUAUCGACUGAAGCAGUUCCAUUUUCACUGGGGGGCCAUCGAUGCCUGGGGCUCCGAGCACACUGUGGACAGCAAAUGCUACCCAGCAGAGCUGCACUUGGUGCACUGGAAUGCAGUCAAAUUUGAAAGCUUUGAGGAUGCAGCACUGGAAGAAAAUGGUUUGGCUGUAAUAGGAGUAUUUUUAAAGCUAGGCAAACAUCAUAAAGAGCUACAGAAAUUGGUGGAUACUCUGCCAUCAAUUAAGCAUAAGGACACCCUUGUGGAAUUUGGGUUAUUCAACCCUUCCUGCCUGAUGCCCACCUGCCCGGAUUAUUGGACCUACUCAGGCUCUCUGACUACCCCGCCCCUCUCUGAGUCUGUCACCUGGAUCAUUAAGAAGCAGCCAGUAGAGGUGGACCAUGAUCAGCUUGAACAAUUUCGGACCCUGCUUUUUACUUCCGAGGGAGAGAAAGAGAAAAGAAUGGUGGACAACUUCCGUCCCCUACAACCCCUGAUGAAUCGCACUGUCCGCUCAUCCUUCCGGCACGAUUAUGUGCUGAAUAUACAAUUGAAACCCAAGCCUGCAAUCAGCCAAGCGACCCCCUAAAACAUUUGUAUCUAGGUGGUAUUUUGCUUUAAUACAUGCUAGCUUUCAAAAAAUUGUUAACUAGACUAUUCUAAAUACCUGCAUUUAGUAAUGUUUAUAGAUGUGCAUUUCGUGGUGUGGGAGUACUUCAUCAGUCUUUGAGGAGAACUAUUUGGUAAACAAAUUCUUUUUGGUUGAUAAUAAUAUUUAUCACUGAAGUAAUAGCAAGAGACACAAGUUUUUCUUGCAGCAGCCUGUUGGGUAACACCAGCAUGGAAUGUCCCACUGCCAAUUAAGACAUCUGCGUGCACUGCUUGCCUAUAAUGGCGAGGAGCAGUGAAUGAUCAAUAAUGGUAAUUGUAAUGUCUUUUCAUGUCUGAUUUUUUUUUUGAGACUCUAUGGCCCAGGCUAGAGUGCCAUGAUGUCAGCCUAGCUCACAGCAACAUCAAAUCCCUGGGCUCAAACAAUUCUUCUGCUUCAGCCUCAAGAAGCUUGGACUACAGGCACCUGCCACCACGCCCAGUUAGUUUUUUCUAUUUUUAGUAAAGACAAGAUCUUGUUCUUGCUCAGGCUGGUCUCAAACUCCUGAGCUCAAUGGACCCUCCCAUCUUGGCCUCCCAGAGUGCUAGAAUUACAGGUGUGAGCCACCACGCCCAGCCCAUGUCUGACAUUUUUGAGCAAUCUUUUUGUUUAUAUCAGUUACCAGUUCUGUAGAGUUAUAAGCAGAGAUUAUAAACAAAAUGUUUAACAACUGGUAAGGCACAAACACUGACCAUCCAUAGCUCAGGCCUUUUAGAAACUGCCACAGGGCCCAGACUGGUAUUUCCUGGCUUAACAUAGGAAUAUUUUGAAAUACAGUAGUUAUCUUUUAUUUGAAAACAUGACUGUGUAUUCUUUUAUAAGGGCUUCUCAGUGAGUAUGUUUGCCCUAGUCUUUAGUUGUCAUUGUUAGUAUAUGAUAUGCUUGGUUGGCUCAGCGCCUGUAGCACAGUGGUUACGGCGCCAGCCACAUAGACUGAGGCUGGUGGGUUCGAACCCAGCCUGAGCCAGCUAAACAACAAUGAUGACAACUUCGACAAAAAAUAGCCAGGUGUUGUGGCAGGCGCCUGUAGUCCCAGCUACUUGGGAGGCUGAGGCAAAAGAAUCACUUAAGCCCAAGGGUUAGAGGUUGCUAUGAGCUGUGAUGCCACCGCACUCUACUGAGGGUGAUAAAGUGAGACUCUGUCUCUAAAAAAUAAAUAAAUAAAUAAAUAAAUAAAUAAAUAAUGAGAUAUCACCUCACAUCCAUUGUGAUGGCCACUAUCAGAAGACCAGAUAAUAAUAAGUGUUGGGAAGGGUACAGAGGAGUUGGACCCCCUGUGCACUAUUAGUAGGAAUGUAAAAUAACUGAGUCCUUAUGGAAAAGAAUACAGAGGAUCCUUGAAGAACUGAAAGCAAUUACCCUAUGAUCCAGCAAUCCAGCUUCUGGGUAUAUAUCCAAAAGAAUUCAAAGCAGGAUCUUGAAGAGAUAUUUGUACAUCUGUGUUCAUUGCAGCAUUAUUUGCAAAAUCUAGGGGGUAGAAGAAAUCCAGAUGUCCAUCAACAGAUGAAUAGGUAAAGAAAAUGUGGCAUAUACAUAUAACAGAAUAUUGUGCAGCCUUAAAAAGAAGGAAAUCCUGUCUAAUGUACCACGUAGGUGAACCUUGACAUUAUGCCAAGCAAAAUAAGCCAGUCACAAAAGAACAAAUAUUGUACAAUUCUUCUCAUGUGAAAUGUCUAAAGUAGUAAAAUUCAUAGAACAGAAAAUAGAAAGGUUGUUGCCAAUGGCUGGGGAGAGUUGGGGUGGGGUUUGAGUUUAAUGGAUACAGAGUUUCAGUGUUGUAAAAUGAAAAGUCUAGAGAUCUGUUACACAACAAUGCAAAUAUACUUAACACUUCUAAACUAUGCACUUAAAAUGGUUGAGAUAGUAAAUUUUACAUGCAUUUUUACCCCAAUUAUGAGUCAAAAAAAUUCAGUAGGAAAAAAAUGGAGGCUGGGUGCAGUGGCUUACGUUUGUAAUCCUAGUUUGUAAUCUGUGAGGCUGAGGCAGGUGGAUUGCUGAACUUAAAGGUUCGAGACCAGCCUGAGCAAGAGCGAGACUCCCUCUCUAAAAAUAGCCAGACAUUGUGGUGGGCGCCUAUAGUCCCAGCUACUCGGGAGACUGAGACAAGAGAAUCACUUGAGCCCAAGAGUUUGAGGUUGCUGUGAGCUGUGAUGCCGAGGGUGACAAGUGAGACUGUCUCAAAAAAAAAAAAAAAUGGAGUUUUAUGUAUAAGUUUAGAGAAAUAUCUAUUCUCUAAAAAUGGCAGUUGUGGAGGGGUGAAGACUUUUGAAUGUGUGCCCUAGGAAAGGCAUAAAAUUCCUAGAAAGAUAAACAUGGCAAAAAAAAAAAAAGUCUAUGUUAACUUUCUGCAAUUCACCUGUUUCAAACUAUGUUUACCUUUAAAAGCGUGAACACAUGAGAUAUUUAUGUUCCAGGGCACACAGGCUUUCCUUCUAGCCCUCUUGCAAACUCUUGGGGCAAAACUAUGCUGCAGUGAGUCUUCCAAAUGGAAAGGAAUAAUAAUAUGCAGAAUGCCUGACAUGCCCUUAUAUCUUAGAGAUACAAAAGAUGCAUUUACAGUGCAGGUAGGUGUCCUUGGUUUACCAUUCCUGAUUUACUUAUACCUGGUGUUCUAGUGUAAUUAUUAACAGCACCCUCUUUUUCUUUCAACCCUAUCCUGGUCUGCACAAUAAAUUCUUGGUCACUUUCCCUGUAAAGGCUAUGGAAACUGCCUGGAGGUAGUUUCUUCCUCCAUGUCUUAGUUAUAUAGUUAUAUGACCCUAAAAGGGGCACUGUAGAUUCCCUGGCUACUGAUACACCUAAACAAGAAUUUUUUUGUUCUUGUCUUUUAUGCUCUCAAAAGUUUUUUACUUGUGCUUUCCUAGACAUGAAGGUGGAAAAUGGGUCUAAGUCUGUCAAAGGUCUUGGGAAAGAAGUUUUUAAUAAAACUGAUGGUCAUCUUCAUUAAAUAAUAUUUGACCAAACUCUUUAUUUGCAGUAUUAAUGGGUGGGGAAAGACUUUCCCACCUAUUGUUUUGGUAUAUAAGAUGUCUGUAAAAUUAGUGAGACAUCCUUUAACAUACAAAUCAGAAAGCAUCUAGAAAGUUCCUAAGGGAUUUACUAGAGAAGCAGUAAAUCAGUGGAUUUACUGAUUUUCUAGCAGUGGAAAGAAGCAGCCAAUCUUCUUCAGCUCACCUCAUUCAGUCCACGGUCCAGUGCACAGUCUGUUGGCAUCACCACACAGGGGGAACUAUGAGCCCCUUUCCCAGGGCUACAUGGUACAAAGCAGGUACACUGUGCACUGGUUACCAACUUGUCUCGGUCCAGUGAGACAGAAUGCACUCACACCUAAUAAGUUACAUGAAGCAGGUUUAUUACUUAAACACAGACAGCAAGAGACAAAAGAAGCCAAGGAUCCAUUGUGAGCUGGAAACCUAAGGCUCAAGAGAGCUGCCUUGGGUGGUGUGGAUGGAGUCUCUACUGCAUGUGCCCCACUUGCACUGUGGCUGAGGGAUCCCAAAAGGUAACUCACCCUGAGUUAUAUACCUCAGGGACUACAUAUAACUUACUGGGUAAAGCUUUGAAGAACAUCCUGCUUCCAGGGGAGAGAGGAACAAAGCCUGGGCCAUCCCAGGCAGUUCCUCUCUAAUUCAAGAUGUUACAUUACCUAGGAAUAACAGAAAUAAGGUCUGGGCUGUUCCAGGCAGUUCCUCCCUAUCUCAAGAUGUUGCAUUCCCAUUGCAGUCUGCAGUUACACUCAGGAAUGACAAGCAAGAAAGGGGGAAUUUGUCUUGCACAUGGGUUAGGGGAAAGCUGGCUGUUUAAAACCAGGUAUCCACCCCAAAAACAUCUAGGAAGAAGUCUUUCCCUAUUAAAUUCAAAUGAUGGUAGUUAUAGUUUGGAAGUGGAAUUGGCUUUUAGACUUACUUCUGUAAUGAAAUUAAUUUAAGCAAUUCAAGCCCGUUCCUGAAAAUGAAUUCAGUGGUUAAUUGUUGAAAAUAAAUGUCGAACUUCUA
This is a messenger RNA of Nycticebus coucang (slow loris), 5317 nucleotides long. RefSeq names its product carbonic anhydrase 5B (gene CA5B). Gene Ontology annotation, cellular component: cytoplasm; mitochondrion. The record is from RefSeq and is a predicted model, not a curated record. Bases 309 to 1262 code for a protein of 317 amino acids. Gene Ontology annotation, molecular function: zinc ion binding; carbonate dehydratase activity. The transcript has 9 exons. NCBI's taxonomy places the organism in Eukaryota, Metazoa, Chordata, Mammalia, Primates, Lorisidae.